Messenger RNA from Ogataea philodendri, 2034 nucleotides. RefSeq lists its product as uncharacterized. Lineage: Eukaryota; Fungi; Ascomycota; Pichiomycetes; Pichiales; Pichiaceae. The record is from RefSeq and is a predicted model, not a curated record. Bases 1 to 2034 code for a protein of 677 amino acids. Gene Ontology annotation, cellular component: nucleus. The transcript has a single exon. Gene Ontology annotation, molecular function: RNA polymerase II transcription regulatory region sequence-specific DNA binding. Gene Ontology annotation, biological process: transcription elongation by RNA polymerase II; DNA-templated transcription; transcription antitermination.
AUGUCUACGGAGAUUCGGCGGUCGUCGCGGUCCACGAAAGGACUGAACCCGCGGCUGGAAGAGAUUGAGGCCCAGAACGAGCCGGCCGUGCGCCCAAAGAAGCGCAGUGUGCCUGCUGGAGAAAAUGGCCAGAAAAAGAAGAAACAGCGUAAGAAGCCUGUGCAGGUGCCCGAAAAGGAAGAGGUGCGGUGUCUUCCUUGCGGAGCGCACGAUCUGAAUUACGACGAGGAAGAGGACGAGAUGGGGACGAUGAUCGAGUGCGAGAAAUGCAACACGUGGCAGCACGCCAAGUGUAUGUUUGGCACAGAGAGUGCGCGCAAGAUUCCCAAGCACUAUGUUUGUAAUGUUUGUGAUCCUAAUAAUCCUCAGUACGAAGACCUUGAGCUUGCAUUGACUUUUGAGGAGUACCGCAAAGUGCGGUUUCCUGGGCAGGAGGACGAGGACGAGGACGUUGAGGAGGACUUUGAAGAUGCUGGAGCCGUGGACGACGAGAGCGACGAGGAGUACGACGGGAACGGGGAGAAAGAGGACGAGGAUGAGGAGGCUGAUGAUGGAGAAGGUGAAGAUGGAGACGACGGAGACGAGCCGGAGGAAUUGGACGAGCCGGAGGAAAAGAUCGUCAAGCCUGUGAGGAAGCCGAAAAAGGUGGCUGCCAAGAAGAUCGACAAGACAAAGACCCGGCAGUCUGUGGUGAAGCAAUUUGCAAAGAAGCUGAAGGACCACAUCCCCGACGACCACAAGCUGCUGGAUGAGAUGGACCUGGACGCCGCUGCAGAGGAGAUUGCGAGCGGGCUGGAAACCGCACUGUUCGAGACGUUUCCGCCAGCCAACAGACGGUCCGACUCGAUGUCGCCUGGUUACCUGAGUAAGUCGCGGACUUUGCUGUUUAAUCUGGACAAGUCGAAUCUGAGCGACAAGAUCCUGUCUGACCAGUACACGUACGACCAGAUAGUGAACCUGACGCCUGAGGAGAUGAUGCGCGACGAUUACAAGGAGUUUGCCGACGCGGUCAGAAAACAGAGCAUCAAUCAGUCGGUCAUCACCAACACCAUGGAGAAGGUCAAGAUCAAGCGGACACACAAGGGUGAAGAGAUCGUCGAGGAGGACUACCAGUUUGACGAUGUGGGGUCCCGAACCGCCGACGAGUCUCGGUUGAAGGAGAUUGAAAAGUUGCAGGACGAGAAGAAACAGCAGGACCAGGACGACGAUUCCAGCGGCUCGCCUCCACCAACAGCCAACUUGAAUGCUAACCUCAUGACGUCCAUCACCAACGACUACGGAUACGACCAGGACCAGGACCAGGCAGAUAACGAGCCGGAGCAGACGUUUGAUAACGACGACGAUUUCGACAAGAUCCUCAACGGAGCCAAGGGCCCGGUUCCUACGCCUCCCGAGUCGCAGGCUGUUGGAUUCGACGAGCCAGAAGACGACUACGACCCUGCACGCAAUUUCGACGCGGACGAAACCGUGUGGUCGGGCACUUUAAGUUUCCCUGCGGUGGCAGAUGUCCAGGUCACGGCGAAAUUCCAUGCCUCGUCUUCUAAAACCAGCACACAGGACCAGGUUGCACGGGCCACAAAGAUCGUGGGCGACUUUGCGUCGCGCCACAGCCGGCUCGAGAUCGAGGGCAGACUGGACGCACGCAAGGCUGUCGGAUAUCUCUGGGAAAUCAUCCAUACCAGAGACCUGUAUCUGGUGGAGAUCUUACCGUUUGAGUCCCCCCAUCUGUCUGACUACGAAAACGAACAGGCAAAAGCACAGUUCAAGACACUCUGGGAAUAUUUCAGUUCUCGCGACAAGUACGGCGUCAUCGCUUACAAACCAGCAUACAUCAAGGAUAGCUACCUGGUGUCCAUCGACACUGUGAAGACACAGCACGAGGGACUGCCACGGUACUUUAACCAUUUCGACAUAACGACUCUCCACGGAGCCCGCGAACGGCUCUUCGCUGUGUUUGUGGCAAAACCAAACUUCGACCUAGCGCAGUCGUCAGCUCCGGACCUGGAACAGAUCUUGAGCGGGCUGGCUUCGUGA